AUGACCGAGCGGUGCGACGGGCAAUUUCUCUGGCUUAAGCUGCACGAGGAAUCUCUGAGAAAAGGCAUGAACAAGAAACAACUCCAACAGGCCAUCAAAGAGAGCCCUACCGGACUUGAUCGUCUCUACGAUCAGACUUGGACUAACAUUACUCAGUACGGAGAGCAGAAGAGAUUGCGCGCGUGUGCUCUCCUGCGCUGGGCGGCUUUCGCAAUUCGGCCACUCAAGGUUUGCGAAAUUACCGAAGCCGCGCUUAUUGACGAUGUCGAAGACUUGCCACUGGACGAUCUCCCUGACGCUGUGGACGAGGAUUAUGUCGAAAGUGAAAUCGUUGGUCUUUGCAGCCCUCUCUUAGAGAUUCGAAGUGAAUCAUCAGACUCUUCCAUAAGCCAACAGACGGUGUAUCUGGUACAUUUCACUGUCCGUGAAUACCUUCUAUCCAACCUCCCACCGCCGAGUUGGCUUCAGCAGAACGAGCACCUGCAAGCAUCCCACGAGAAAUUACAAAACACAUUGCUUGCCAAGGCUUGUCUUCACUACAUCAGCUUCUCCCGAGUCUGGAACGACAACACUCUCGAAUCGCCAGUUCCCAACGGUGUGUCUUUCCGCAAUUACGCCGCCACUUCUUGGCAUCACCACAUGAAGUCUGGUUACAGUGACGAUAUAGAAACUUCUAGGCUUGUUGUCCGAUUCUUUAGCAGAAGCAACCCAAAUUGGGUUGCAUGGAGGACGAUGGUGGAAUCAGAACAUGUGGAAGAAGAACCUGUGUUGGCAGAGAUAGAGCAACCUGGCCCUUUAUACUACGCUGUGAGUCUUCAACUAGUAAAUCUGGUCAUUGACCUUGUCAGGGAGCAAGGCUGUAAUGUGAAUGAGACUGCCAGCUUUGGAAGCUCGGCACUUUUUGAAGCUUGUUCCAAUGGCGCUUCAGACAUUGCGGCUGUGCUCCUCGAAGAAGGAGCCCAAACGACUAUCGCAGACAAAGAUGGAUGGACUCCAAUACACGCGGCAUCGCAGGGUGGCAAUAUCGAAGUGGCCAAGCUACUACUCGAGAAAGGGGCCGAUGUAAACGUCGCAAACAAAGGCGGAGGAACUCCAGUGCAGGUGGCAUCUUACCAUGGACAUAUUGAGCUGGUUAAGCUGCUUCUCGAGAAAGGGGCCGAUUUCAACGUCGCAAACAAACAUGGAGACACUCCAAUACACGCGGGAUCGCAGGGUGGCAAUAUCGAAGUGGCCAAGCUACUACUCGAGAAAGGGGCCGAUGUAAACGUCGCAAACAAAGGCGGAGGAACUCCAAUGCAUGUGGCAUCUUACUAUGGACAGAUCGAGGUGGCCAGGCUACUUCUCGAGAGAGGGGCCAGUGUCACCAUUGCAGAUGAUGAUGGCUGUACGCCGAUUCAUCUAGCAUCAGAGAAUGGCCAUGUCGAGGUUGCCAGGCUACUUCUCGAGAGAGGGGCCGACGCCACUGUCACAAAUGAAACUGGACAAACGCCAAUGCAUGCAUCAUCGCAAAAUGGCCAUAGUGAGAUGGUUAAGCUGCUCGUUGGCAAAGGAGCUAAUACUACCAUUUCUGAUAAAGAUGGAUGGACGCCCCUUAAUUUAGCAUCAUCUGACGGCCAUCUUGAGGUUGUUAGGUUGCUUCUCGACAAGGGAGCAGACAUCACAGUUGCUAAUAAGGGCGGAUGGACGCCCCUAAACUCAGCAUCAGACAGCGGCCAUCUUGAGGUAGUUAGAUUACUUCUCGACAAGGGAGCAGACAUCACAGUUGCUCAAAAGGACGGAUGGACGCCCCUUAACUCAGCAUCAACUAACGGCCAUCUUGAGGUAGUCAGGUUGCUUCUCGACAAGGGAGCAGACAUCACAGUCGCUGAUAAGAAAGGAUGGACGCCCCUAAACUCAGCAUCAACUAACGGCCAUCUUGAGGUUGUUAGGUUGCUUCUCGACAAGGGAGCAGACAUCACAGUUGCUCAAAAGGACGGAUGGACGCCCCUUAACUCAGCAUCAACUAACGGCCAUCUUGAGGUAGUUAGGUUGCUUCUCGACAAGGGAGCAGACAUCACAGUUGCUCAAAAGGACGGAUGGACGCCCCUUAACUCAGCAUCAACUAACGGCCAUCUCGAGGUUGUUAGGUUGCUUCUCGACAAGGGAGCAGACAUCACAGUUGCUCAAAAGGACGGAUGGACGCCCCUUAACUCAGCAUCAACUAACGGCCAUCUUGAGGUAGUCAGGUUGCUUCUCGACAAGGGAGCAGACAUCACAGUUGCUAAUAAGGACGGAUGGACGCCCCUAAACUCAGCAUCAGACAGCGGCCAUUUUGAGGUAGUUAGAUUACUUCUCGACAAAGGAGCAGACAUCACAGUCGCUGAUAAGAAAGGAUGGACGCCCCUCACCUCAGCAUCAGACAGCGGCCAUUUUGAAGUAGUUAGAUUACUUCUCGACAAGGGAGCAGAUGUCAACGUCCAGGGUGGUGAGUGCGGCAAUGCUCUUCAAGCUGCUUCAUUAGAAGGCCACAGAGAGACCGUCCAGAUGCUCCUUAGCAAGGGCGCAGACGUCAACGCACAGGGCGGCAAGUACGGCAACGCUCUUCAGGCCGCUUCAUACGGAGGAUACACAGAGAUCGUCCAGAUGCUUCUCGACAAGGGAGCAGAUGCCAACAUCCAGGGCGGCAUACAUGUUAACCCUCUACAAGCAGCUUCGUUAGGAGGCCAUCAAUUGCUUAUCGAGACAAUCAUCAACAAAGGAAAGGUCGACGUCGAUUCAAGAGACUGGCGCGGUCGAUCGCCGCUGUCGUGGGCAGCUGAAUACGGUCACGACAACGUAGUGAACACACUCAUCAACACAGGAAAGGUCGACGUCGAUUCAAGAGACGGGCACGGUCGAUCGCCGCUGUCGUGGGCAGCUGGAGAGGGUCAAAUUGCUGUUCUUAGAACUUUUCUCGACUUGCGAAUGGGUAUUACAGCAAUACGUAACGACGUACGGACACCGCCAACCUGUAACUCUGACAACGGGCAGUCUGGGAACAUUUACCAACAAACGACGAAGCCACCUGCUGUACCAACUGACGACGACCUUGCAGCAAAUAAGUUCCCUGAGUAUGGUGUCGACGCGAAUUCAAAGGAUAUUAAUGGUGCCACGCCAAUUAUAUGGGCCGCAAGAGGGGGCCAUGAGGAUGCGGUUCGUCUCCUUUUGUUCCAAGCGAGCUUGAAUCCAGAUUCUCGCGAUAAGAACGGCCGUACAGCACUCUCGUGGGCCGCUAGUAAAGGACAUACAGAUAUUGUGCAAUUGCUCCUUGAGAACAAUAUGGUGGACAUCAAUUCACAAGACCAGGAUUGUUACACGCCACUGGUGUGGGCUAUGCAGAAAUCUCACCUUCGAGUGGUCAAGGUAUUACUUCAGGGUGGAAGUCAAAUACCAGACAUGAUCAAAGCCAGCCUGGCUUUUCAGGCGUUUUGGUUGACUCCAGCAAACGAUUUCGACAACUUUGUGACCGACAUUGAUUACGUCGAAGAUCACGACUUGUUAGGGCUUCACGCACUGUUUUGUCUUCCUUUGGCAUGA
Molecule: messenger RNA, 3555 nt
Organism: Colletotrichum spaethianum
Lineage: Eukaryota; Fungi; Ascomycota; Sordariomycetes; Glomerellales; Glomerellaceae
Product: ankyrin-1
Exons: 1
Coding region: 1-3555 (1184 amino acids)
Molecular function (GO): protein binding
Source: RefSeq, a predicted model, not a curated record